Molecule: messenger RNA, 288 nt
Organism: Colletotrichum paranaense
Lineage: Eukaryota; Fungi; Ascomycota; Sordariomycetes; Glomerellales; Glomerellaceae
Exons: 2
Coding region: 1-288 (95 amino acids)
Biological process (GO): vacuole fusion, non-autophagic
Molecular function (GO): endopeptidase inhibitor activity
Source: RefSeq, a predicted model, not a curated record
AUGAGACCCUCCACCUUCCUCGUCGCCGCUCUGGCUGUCGUCCCCGGUGCUCUCGCCGUCGACCAGAUGAAGUCCGUCAUCGUCUGGGCCAAAACCGAUUCCGUCGGUGACGACAUCAUUCAGAGGGCGAAGCAAUCCAUCAUCGAUGCCGGCGGUCAGAUCACCCAUACCUACUCUAUGAUUAGGGGAUUUGCCGCCGUCACACCUGCUAAGGUCCUUGAAUCGGUUCAAGCCUUUAGCGAAAGCCUCACAAUCGAAGAGGACCACACCGUCACCAACUCCGUAUAG